AUGGAUCCUUCACUUUUUAUUUAUCUGGCGAAUGGGGUUACGAUCUAUGUCCUGGUAUAUGUUCAUGACAUAUUGGUCACAAGCAGCAAGUCUACUCAUAUAUCAGCCCUUCUUGACCAGCUCUCCAAGGCAUUUUCAAUCAAAGAUCUUGGACCCUUGCACUAUUUUUUGGGCAUUGAGGCUGUAGAACAUAGCAAAGGGUUGCUUCUCUCUCAACAAAGAUACAUUAAAGAUUUGCUACACAAAACCAGUAUGACUGAUUGCAAGCCGGUUCUUACUCCAGUUCCAGUCUUGUGCAAACCUGCCAAGUCAAGGGGUGCACCGUUCACUGAUGCUACAUUGUAUCGUUCCACUGUGGGUGCUCUACAAUAUGUAACACUUACGAGACCCGAUGUUGCUUAUGCUGUAAAUAGGGCCUGCCAACAUAUGCACGCCCCUACAGAGGAGCAUUGGUCCCUUGUGAAGCGUAUACUACGGUAUCUCAAAAGCACCAAGUCACAUGGGCUCCUCAUUGACAAGAAAUCAACCCCGCAUAUCCAAGCCUAUUCUGACGCUGACUGGGCUGGUGACAGCACUGAUAGAAGGUCCAUCGGGGGUUUGUAG
Telopea speciosissima is the source of this 603-nucleotide messenger RNA. RefSeq lists its product as uncharacterized. The coding region runs from base 1 to 603 and encodes 200 amino acids. The record is from RefSeq and is a predicted model, not a curated record. NCBI's taxonomy places the organism in Eukaryota, Viridiplantae, Streptophyta, Magnoliopsida, Proteales, Proteaceae. The transcript has a single exon.